Messenger RNA from Sorghum bicolor (sorghum), 3458 nucleotides. RefSeq names its product probable xyloglucan glycosyltransferase 2. Gene Ontology annotation, cellular component: Golgi apparatus. The coding region runs from base 925 to 3027 and encodes 700 amino acids. NCBI's taxonomy places the organism in Eukaryota, Viridiplantae, Streptophyta, Magnoliopsida, Poales, Poaceae. The record is from RefSeq and is a predicted model, not a curated record. The transcript is spliced from 5 exons. Gene Ontology annotation, molecular function: glycosyltransferase activity.
CUCGAACCAAACGGUAUGGGGAGGGAAAACAACAGACAACGGACCAGCUGACCAACAAGCAAGCAAGCGCGCACAGCACUGCUCCUCCAGGAGACCACGACUGGCAACUCGGGUCCUUCGCCUCGCCGAAAGCUCCGAAACUCUUCCUCUGUCCGCUUCUCGCUCUCCUCUGCCCUCUCUGGUCCGCGCCGUUUCGUUUGCCACUUUGCCGUGACGAGGAUACUCUCUGCCAAAAGCCACCAGGCAAGUUUCCCUGUAACCAGUCACCGCUAAUCCUCUAUAUAGCUUUGUUUUUCAGAGAAGAAAAAACUCUACCCUUUCUUCUCGCCCGAGUUCCUUGUUCUUGUUUGUUUGCCGCUCUUCUGUUCUUGGGACCAGCAAAGUGCGCGGAAGUAGAUAGAUUAGCGUAAAUAACCUCUGAGCUCCGGGAAAGGACGUGAGCGAGAGAGUGCGAGGGUGUGUCGUGUGCGUGGGAGAGAGAGAGAGAGAAAGAGAAGGGGAGGGGAGGACCGGACCGGAGGAGGAAGAGGAGAGAUAAAAGAAGAGGACGUGUGUUGCCCCCCAUUAAAAAGCACACACGCCGCUGAAGCUCUCUCCUAUCACAACUGCUCCCUCCGCCGCCCUUCUCUCUUGGUCUUGGGCAGUGGAAGAUUAGGAGUUGAGCUCACGGCGAGCGAGAAUCCAUCUGAUUCCCACCCGCAUUCCGCGUUCCCUGGCGGCGGGCGGGAGGCGGGUCUUGAUGCCAGAGAUGCUCGCUCCGCGUCGCUCUCGGCGGCAGCGGCGGCGGGUAGGCGGAGGCAGAGAGCGCCGUGGUGACUGGUGAGAAGAAAACAAAGCCCUGCUUGCUUCAGAGUGUCGGUGGUGUUGGUGUCCCCUUUCCUCCGCACAAUUGUUGUUCUAGCCCUCCAGUUCUCGGCGGCGGCAAUGGUGCCGGGUCUGGGCCUGGCCUACUCGUGGGGGAGGGAUGCCCGGCGGGGCACGCCGGUGGUGGUGACCAUGGAGAACCCCAACUACUCGGUGGUGGAGAUUGACGGGCCCGAGGCGGAGGCGCUCCAGGCCGGCGUGCCUGUGCCUCCUCCCACGGACAAAGGCCGGGGCCGGAGCGCCAAGCAGUUCACCUGGGUGUUGCUCCUCCGCGCGCACCGUGCCGCUGGGUGCCUCGCGUCGCUCGCAGCCGUCACCUGGGCGCUGCCGUCUGCCGUCGCCAAGCGCUUCCGGCGGGCCGCCGCCGCCGAGGGCCUCGGCCACGGCCGGGGUUGGCUGCUCUACAGGUUCAUCAAGGCCCUCUUGGCGCUCUCUAUGCUCGCCCUCACCGUCGAGCUGGCGGCCUACUGGAACGGGUGGCACUUUCAGAGGCCGAAUUUGACCGUGCCGGAAUUGCAUGUGCUGGAGGUGGAGGACAUUCAGGGGUGGCUGCACACGGCCUACCUCGCGUGGAUGUCAUUCCGAGCAGACUACAUCCGACGGCCGAUCGAGUUCUUGUCCAAAGUCUGCAUCUUGCUGUUUGUUGUCCAGUCGUUGGAUCGCCUCGCCUUGUGCAUCGGUUGCUUCUGGAUUAAGCUCAGGAAAAUCAAGCCGAGGAUUGAAGGGGACCCAUUCCGGGAGGGUUCAGGGUAUCUGCACCCAAUGGUGCUUGUUCAGAUUCCUAUGUGCAAUGAGAAGGAGGUAUAUGAGCAGUCGAUUUCAGCCGUCUGCCAGCUAGAUUGGCCUAGGGAUAAAUUUCUAAUCCAGGUGCUUGAUGAUUCGAGCGACGAGAGCAUUCAAAUGUUGAUCAAAGCAGAAGUUUCUAAGUGGAACCAGCUGGGUGUGAACAUUAUCUAUCGGCAUCGGGUGCUGAGGACUGGGUAUAAAGCUGGGAACCUCAAUUCUGCAAUGAGCUAUGACUAUGUCAAGAAUUUUGAAUUCGUUGCCAUUUUUGACGCGGACUUCCAACCAAGCCCUGAUUUUCUCAAGAAAACAAUUCCACAUUUUGAGGGGAACCCUGAGGUUGGACUAGUUCAAGCCCGAUGGAGCUUUGUGAACAAGGAUGAGAACCUCUUGACCCGCCUUCAGAAUAUCAACCUUUGCUUCCACUUUGAAGUGGAGCAGCAGGUCAAUGGGGUCUUCUUGAACUUCUUUGGGUUCAAUGGAACUGCUGGAGUUUGGAGGAUCCAAGCUUUGGAAGAAUCAGGAGGCUGGCUUGAGCGGACAACCGUGGAGGAUAUGGAUAUUGCUGUUCGCGCACACCUGAAUGGAUGGAAGUUCAUCUUCCUGAAUGAUGUAAAGGUCUUGUGUGAAGUUCCAGAAUCUUAUGAAGCAUAUCGGAAACAGCAACACCGGUGGCAUUCUGGCCCAAUGCACCUUUUCCGGCUGUGCCUUCCGGACAUAAUUACUGCCAAGAUCUCCUCAUGGAAGAAGGCAAAUUUAAUACUAUUGUUCUUUCUUUUGAGGAAGUUGAUACUUCCUUUCUAUUCUUUCACAUUAUUUUGUGUCAUUCUUCCACUAACCAUGUUCGUUCCCGAGGCCGAGUUGCCUGUGUGGGUCAUCUGUUAUGUGCCGGUUUUCAUGUCCUUCUUGAAUAUUCUGCCAUCCCCAAGAUCAUUUCCCUUCAUUGUACCAUACCUCCUCUUCGAGAACACCAUGUCAGUGACCAAGUUCAACGCAAUGGUGUCUGGGUUGUUCAAACUUGGGAGCUCUUACGAAUGGGUUGUCACUAAGAAAUCUGGUCGAUCAUCUGAAUUGGAUCUCUUGACAUCGUCAGAAAAGAAUAGGAAGUGCAUCACACUUCCUCAGCUCCAGAAGCAAUUGCCUGAAAAGAAUGAAUUGAUCGAGAUCAACGUGCCUAAGGAACAGCAUGAGAAGGUGCCACAUGAUGCCAAAAAGGCUAACAAAAUCUACAAGAAGGAGCUUGCUCUUUCUCUGCUCCUACUGACUGCUGCGACUCGGAGCCUCUUGUCUGCUCAAGGGAUUCAUUUCUACUUCCUUCUGUUCCAGGGGGUGUCAUUCCUUGUCGUUGGCCUUGAUCUAAUUGGUGAACAGAUAAGUUGAUUUCUUGCAUGCUAUUGUUCAGACAGCAUGGAAAUCACACAUAUGUUCAUACAUACAGUGAUAUUCAAAGUUCUAAACUUCUCGUUCUUGGUUAGAAUUUUGCUUCAGAAUUGCAACCCUGCUCAGCAACAAAGGGGAGUGGAAUUGGUUCAGCAGUUCAGUUUAGAUUCAGGGUACAAACCCGGAAAGCCCAACAGUACGUAAUAAACUGAAUAGUAGAUAGCUCUUGUUCAUCUGUACACUGUCAGUAAUUUUUUCCCCGAUUCUGUCAGUAAGUGUAACAUCAGUGUUCAUAUGUAGAGUUCCAUUCUGCCGUUGUUCUUUGAAUUCAUAAACACUGAAAACGUGCACCGUGUUCAUUUGUAAAUCGUGAUACGCGAAAUUGGUUCCAGAGAAGAUAAACUGUGAACAUGCACAAAUUCUGUUUGAUA